Messenger RNA from Nematocida minor, 774 nucleotides. RefSeq lists its product as uncharacterized. The transcript has a single exon. The record is from RefSeq and is a predicted model, not a curated record. Gene Ontology annotation, biological process: transcription elongation by RNA polymerase II; positive regulation of transcription elongation by RNA polymerase II. Lineage: Eukaryota; Fungi; Microsporidia. Gene Ontology annotation, molecular function: RNA polymerase II complex binding. Gene Ontology annotation, cellular component: Cdc73/Paf1 complex. The coding region runs from base 1 to 774 and encodes 257 amino acids.
AUGACGGACAAUCCCACACUUGCCCUCAGAAAGCAAAUAAUUCUAGACGGCCCCAUCGCCAUCAACUCUGACUUUGUCUUAAUAGGCAGCAAAUCUUACCCCUCAUCAACCAAAACAACGUACACAAAUUCCAGAGACCAGCCGUAUUCUCUUGCCUCUAUCUCCUAUCUUCAUAACACUCGGUCGCUAGACCAUGGUGACUACAUCGCACAGUGCAGGAAUGUGCAGAUUGAUCCUGUUUCAUUUUUAGACAGAGAAAGGAUCCUUAAAGACCUUCUGUCUCCUCUGCCGCUGGAUAAAAUAACAGUGAUAAAGCCGUCUCGCAUACACCCCAUUAACAUUUCUCGAAUUGCAGCAGCAUACUCUGACUUGAAAAAAGCGCAGCCCACGGGUGUACAGUGCAUUCUGGUCCCUCGGGAUGACUCGGAUAUCAGAGCUGUUCUAUUCAACGGGGUUGAACCUCUGCACAAUUCGGUAACUUUUGGGGAUAGAUCAUUCACGCUCAUUCACAAUCCCUCUGAUGUGGACUCAGUUGACCGUAUUGCAGCUGUUUUUUCUGAUGGGUCUUCCUGGCAGUUCAAUGACUGGCCCUCUGCUCUAUCUGACCGCAUGAAGUACAUUCCUGUUUUCUACCUACUUUUGGGAAAAAGCUCUGCACCGCCUGCACUCCCCUUCCCAGCCACCAUUAUUAGAGCAGACGACUCCUCUGAGUCUUCGUGCAGGAGAGCAUCUGUUGCCUUCUGGUCAAUUAUGGGCGUAUCUUCCUCUGGCUAG